Molecule: messenger RNA, 675 nt
Organism: Nicotiana tabacum (common tobacco)
Lineage: Eukaryota; Viridiplantae; Streptophyta; Magnoliopsida; Solanales; Solanaceae
Source: RefSeq, a predicted model, not a curated record
AUGACUAGCAAAGAAUUGGACAUAGGUGUUGUUGAUCCAUCAAGAGAGAUUGUAGAGUCAGAAUCUGAGUUGAAUGAAGAUGUUCAAAGGUUGAAACAACACAUGUCAGAUAUGUAUCAAGCUUGGAUUAGUGGGCAUCCUCCUCCCUCAUUUUCCACUAACUACACUGAAAACCCUACCACCAUCCCACCACUAUCACAAGGCCAGAUUCCCACCACUGUUGAUUUUUCCCCACAACAUGCUCUAGGCUUUACCCCUUAUCACAACUACCCUGGCACCUCUUCCCAACCUUUUCAUGCUUCACCAGCCAAAACAACCUCAUAUCCCGCUCCAUCAUCCAUUCCUAUCCCUAUAGUUAUACCCCACUCUGAGCCUCCUGUUGAAAUCGAGAAACCCACUAAGAAUGUGGAGCAAGAUGAGAUAUUCAGAAAGGUGAAGAGUUUAGAUCAAUCUUUAAGGAACAUGCAAGGGAUAGGAAACCAAGUAAGUGUGUCUUACAAGGACUUGUGCUUGUUCCCUGACGUCCAACUACCCGCCGGGUUCAUGAUGCCAAAGUUUGAUCUUUAUGACGGACAUGGAGAUCCCGUGGCACAUUUGAGAGGUUAUUACAGUAAGAUGAGAGGCAUUGGUGGGACGAACGAGCUUUUGAUGACCUAUUUCAGUCAGAGUUUUUAG